AUGGCAUCUAGCAAGGGCGCAGACGCCUCCACGGUUCCUGUCCUCAAAGAUCUCACAAUCGAAAACAUCACCGAGAAUGUGCAUCGAAUAAACUCGCAAUGCGCAGACCCGCGCCUCAAGUACGUCAUGGAGCGUCUGGUGUCGCAUCUACACGACUUCGCACGCGAGACGCGCCUGAGCUUCGAUGAGUGGAUGGCAGGCAUACAGUUCCUUACCCAGGUAGGACAAAUAUGCACAGACGUGCGACAGGAAUUCAUCCUUCUUUCAGACAUUGUCGGCCUCUCUCUCCUCGUAGACUCUAUAGACCAUCCUAAACCGGCCUCCUCCACCGAAGGCACAGUCCUCGGUCCGUUCCACACGCACGACGCACCCUCUGACUCCAACGGCACCUCCAUCUCUGCCGAUCCCGACGGCGAGUCCCUACUCGUCCUCUGCACGGUCAAAACUACGAACGGCGAGCCCGUAUCAGACGUCAAGAUCGACGUUUGGGAAACAGACUCCAAAGGCAAAUAUGACGUGCAGUAUGAGAACAGGGGUGACAAAGCAGAUGGCCGUGCGGUUAUAAGGAGUGACAAGGAUGGCGUAUUCUGGUUCAAGGGUAUCGUACCCGUACCGUAUCCAAUUCCCAACGACGGGCCUGUUGGCAAGUUGCUUGAGAAAUUGGGUAGGCAUUGCUGGAGGCCGAGCCAUAUGCAUUUCAUGUUUGAGAAGGAGGGUUUCGAUAACUUGGUUACGGCAUUAUACGUCCGUGGUUCCGACUACGAGACCUCCGACGCCGUCUUUGGUGUCAAGGAAUCUCUCAUUGUCAGCUUAGAUACCGUAACAGCUGAACAGGCCAAGGAGUAUGAUGUCAAGGAAGGAUCAAAAUUGCUCAAAUACGAUUUCGUGUUGGUAACGGAUGAAGAAACGAAGCAAUUACGACAUGACGAAGCGGUAAAAGCAAUGAAGAUGUUGGGACGGGAGGGAAUGAUGAUAGUCAAUGGUCUGCCCGUACCUGAGGUCGACUAG
This is a messenger RNA of Alternaria ethzedia, 1008 nucleotides long. RefSeq lists its product as uncharacterized. The transcript has 3 exons. Bases 1 to 1008 code for a protein of 335 amino acids. The record is from RefSeq and is a predicted model, not a curated record. NCBI's taxonomy places the organism in Eukaryota, Fungi, Ascomycota, Dothideomycetes, Pleosporales, Pleosporaceae. Gene Ontology annotation, molecular function: ferric iron binding; catechol 1,2-dioxygenase activity. Gene Ontology annotation, biological process: catechol-containing compound metabolic process.